CUGACAGCAUCCCUCCUGCCCAUUGGGCCGGCAUGGACGGGGCUGUCCAAUAGAGCGAGGCGUUGGUGCGGGGAGGCGUCGCCAUCUUGGGGCUGCUGGGACUUUUGCGUCCGUUGGAGACUCCGGGACGUCGGUAGUUUCCUGGGCCGGGUUCUGCGGCCUUGCUUCUGUUUACUUUUCCACUCCAGGCCACUAUGCCGCAGUACCAGACCUGGGAGGAGUUCAGCCGCGCUGCGGAGAAGCUUUACCUCGCUGACCCUAUGAAGGUACGUGUGGUUCUCAAAUAUAGGCAUACUGAUGGGAACUUGUGUAUUAAAGUAACAGAUGAUUUAGUUUGUUUGGUGUAUAAAACAGAGCAAGCUCAAGAUGUAAAGAAGAUUGAGAAAUUCCACAGUCAACUAAUGCGACUUAUGGUAGCCAAGGAAUCCCGCAAUGUUACCAUGGAAACUGAGUGAAUUGUUUGAAAUGAAGACUUUGUCAUGUACUUAGGAAGUAAUUAUCUUUUGAAUUAGAGAAAGUGUUGGGACAGAAAAUACUUUAUGUAACUAAGUGGACUAUUCAGAAGCUUAGAGGUCAUUUUUUGUAAUUUUCUUUUGAAUGUUUGCUUUAGAAAGCUAGGAAUGGGAAUGUUUUCAGUUAGAAAGCCUGUAUUUACUUUUGGAAAUUGAACAAGAAAUGCAUCUGCCUUGGAAACUUUGCAGAUUAUUUGAUGUUAGGUAAAACACAUAAUUGUUUCUCUGACAAAUUUGUAUCAGUAAUUUGAAAAUGAGAUAUGAAGAAAAGCCAAUUCUUAAAUUUAGUUCAUCUGUCUUUAAAAGAACAUUAAAUGUAACCAUUUUGUUGGAUCGAUGUAUUUCUUUUGGAGCAUAAAAUGUAUGUUGUUGAUGACCAAUAAAUAUAAAAUAUGGUAAUUGGAAUUAACUCUGCACCAUAGUAUGCAUUGUUACACAUACUAUGCACCUAAUUGUGUAUAUGUAGUCUCAAUUAAAUCUAAAAGUAAUUGACUAACAAGUAUGCUUUGCCUUCUUUCCAGAUUUAAACUACCUUUUAAUAUAAGGGAUUUGUAGGAUCAGCUUGUUGAGCAAUGACUUCGAAUCUAGUUUUCAGAAGCAGCAGUUAUUUGAGUGCGUGAAUGGAAUGAUGAUCACUAUAAUGUACUGAAACCACCAUAUUACAGAAAUAUUUGCUACUUAUUUUCCAUCUGUAGUUUCUCAGAAGGGCUAUAGAUUAUUUGAACUGUCAAAUCCUUGCAUACUUCUGUGACACCCCUGCCCAUUUUCACUCUCUAUUUAACCAAGGUGUUAGAUGUGACUGUCACAACUGUUAUGUUUCCCAGUAAACCAGAAGUGUGAUAUUAUUUGAUACUUACAUUUGUAUCCUAAAUUUCACCACCUAAAUGUAAUGUUCACAUGUUGAUUCCUCAAGAAUGAAGUGAAGGUACUACAUUGAAAUAUGUUUUGUAGAAAUUUGUCAUGUUGAGCAACAUUUUAGCAUGGUAAGUUCCCUUAGCUAUAUGAAUUUUGGCAUGUUUCAGAGAGAUGAGCAAAUAAAAUGUUACAUAAA
Molecule: messenger RNA, 1563 nt
Organism: Callithrix jacchus (white-tufted-ear marmoset)
Lineage: Eukaryota; Metazoa; Chordata; Mammalia; Primates; Cebidae
Gene: SRP9
Product: signal recognition particle 9
Biological process (GO): negative regulation of translational elongation; SRP-dependent cotranslational protein targeting to membrane
Cellular component (GO): signal recognition particle, endoplasmic reticulum targeting
Molecular function (GO): 7S RNA binding
Source: RefSeq, a predicted model, not a curated record